ACAGGACCAGUGGCAAUGGAGUGUCGCGCGGGCGAUGGGGAGGAGAGCGAAGAGAGUGUUCACCCCAAAGUCAAGGAGGAACUGGAUCGACUAAAUCAAGCCAGCGAUGAAAUAAACAGACUGGAAAACGAACUAGACGAGGCUCGCUCUCGGUUCAGCUCGACCAGAAACGAUUCCACACACCAGCUGAAUGUGCUGGCCAACAAAGUCAAGGCCUCCAACAUCAAGAAAGCCAGGCCUUACUAUGAGGCGAAGGAGAAGGCCAGAAAGGCUCAAGAGGAGGCUUUGAAAGCCGCGCGUCAGUUCCAGUCAGCCAAUGGGAUCCAUCGAGCCGCCAAGGAGACGAUCAGUUUGGCUGAGCAGAAGUUGUCACAGGAGCCUUCAGGGCGUGUCCUAACCUCUGAGUGGCAGGAGAUGUUCAACCAUGCCACCAUCCGGCUGAUGGAUGCAGAAAGAGAAAAGAGGCGUAGUGAGGAGGAGCAUCAGAUGAAAUCCCACGUGUUCAGUGAGGCCGAGAAACACAUGCACGGAGAGGAGAAGAAACACAAGCGAGCCAUAGCCCGAGCAAGACCUUACUUCGAAAUGAAGGGGGAACUACAAACAAAAUUAGAGUUGUUGAAGGUCGCUGUAGAGGCUCUCCAUGAAGCCGUCACUAUGUCCAAGAGGAAGUACUCUCACGCCCUUAGCAAUCUGGAGACAAUCUCCAACCAGGUUCAUGAGCAGCGAAAGGGCAGACUGAUGCUCCACCUACCCCGGGAGCCAGGGGUGGGAGCGGAGAGCGCCGAGCCUGGGGGUGGUGCCAUUCUCAGGACAAGUUUCGACGAUCCUGAAACACCGAGUACUUGUCAGGGGAACUUUGAUCUCUUAUCUAAGGAAUGUGAUAUCCCCGAAGAAGAUGAGGAUAUCGACGACGACGAUGACGUCACCGAAAGUAGUAGUGACUUCACGGAAAAUGGUAGUGACGUCAGUGAUGUAAGCUGUAAGUGGGCUUCAUCUCGGGACAUCGACGCUGAACAAGCUAACAACAAUGAGUUCGAGGCUUUAAGUAUAAGUGAUAAUUUAGCCCGGAAAGAUGAACAACCAUUUACGGGUAGCAGUCAUCCAUCUUCAGAAUGUGUAGACUCUGAAAAUGAACAAACGGCAGGAACUUCACAACUCCCAGCUGAGGCAACCAGUCAUAGGAUUUCCCCGAGGCUUGAUGGCUGCCAAGAAAGCCCCAACGUUUCACAGCAUGUUCUGGCAAAUGGCCACACCCUAAGAUCACAGGAAGUAGAACAUGUCCUCCAGCCGACAAACUACAUCAGUAGUUUACACGGUUCUCAUGAGCCAAAAGUCAAUUCAAAUGCCUUGUCAGGUCACAGUUUACGACCGUUAGAAGCCACAAAGCAAAACCAGUCAUACAGAUCUUCUAGCGCACGCAGCAUACAACCUGUCGAACAACACGAGUCACAGAUGCAACCUUCCGUGGAGAGAGACAAUAGAGAUAGUUCGAAACAGUCGUUGACCAGGGAGAUAAUGCCCAGUUCAGAGAAAGAAGUCAUUCCAGGAGAGUCGGAAAUUGGAAGAUUAGAAGCAUCUUCACAAAUGUCACUGACUACAGAUAUCUCUCAACAAGAGUCUGAAAUACACUGUGUAAGAAGUCCAACGGAGACGAGCGACUCCCAAAGAUUGCCAAAUACGGGAAUUUCUCAUCAUUCACAACAAGUGGCAUCAAAAAUAGACAACUUCCAACUCUCACAAGAAAAGGACAGGACUGGGCAGUUACAAAACGGGGACGAGUCUCAAGGUUUACAAAACACAGUUGGUUCUUAACGGUUACAAAAGGUAGACGAUUUUCAACAAGUCUCAAUGGUCAGUAUAGGCAGUUCUGUCUUCUUAACAGUUUCAAAA
This is a messenger RNA of Liolophura sinensis, 1890 nucleotides long. RefSeq names its product SH3 domain-binding protein 5-like. Gene Ontology annotation, biological process: intracellular signal transduction. The coding region runs from base 16 to 1812 and encodes 598 amino acids. The transcript is spliced from 8 exons. The record is from RefSeq and is a predicted model, not a curated record. Gene Ontology annotation, cellular component: cytoplasm. Gene Ontology annotation, molecular function: protein kinase inhibitor activity. Lineage: Eukaryota; Metazoa; Mollusca; Polyplacophora; Chitonida; Chitonidae.